This is a messenger RNA of Ramularia collo-cygni, 720 nucleotides long. RefSeq lists its product as uncharacterized. The transcript is spliced from 3 exons. Bases 1 to 720 code for a protein of 239 amino acids. The record is from RefSeq and is a predicted model, not a curated record. NCBI's taxonomy places the organism in Eukaryota, Fungi, Ascomycota, Dothideomycetes, Mycosphaerellales, Mycosphaerellaceae.
AUGGCAAGCAUUGCUCCACAAGAAUCAAUCACCACUCAGUCCUCACCCGAGAAACCCUCCAUCUGGGCUUCCUCUCAGAAAGCACAUGAAGCUGGAGAGAUACGCUUCUCUGGCUUCGAGCCAUGCUAUAUUGCCUGUAUCAAGGAUCUCGAACACCGCAUCUCUACAAAAUUGGAGGAUAGCGUAGGAAAUGGCAAUGGUGUAGACCUCCCAAACGGGCUGGAGGAACUGCUGCUGCGCUAUUCACGGAUAGUCAAAGCCCUGGAGACGACCGAGAACCGCGACCGAGCGUUUGAGGAGGAGGAGGAGGAUAUAGACUCGAAAAGUCUAGAUUUCCAUGGAGUAAGACGUCGGCUAGAAAGGGCGAAGGAUCUGGAUGAGAUCUACGAGAGCCUGAGGCGGAAUUGGUUGCUCAAGUUCUUCGGUGCUUUGUUCAAACGUGACUUGGCCAUUUCGCUCAAAGAACGCUUCGGCAAUCUUUCGCUGAUGGUCGAUCGAUUGUUUGUUGCCUUGGCGGGUGGAGCCAGCAUGCUCGUCCCGAUGAUCAUCAUGGCUUUUGCCACGAGCAGGACUGCAAGAUUAUUGGUGACCAGCUUGGCCACAAUCAUCUUCGCAAAUGCCAUGGCGCUCACGAGUGCGUCAAAAGAGAAUGUCGUGGCUUCUACUGCUGCAUAUGCGGCCGUUAUGGUGGUUUUCAUCGGUAGCGCGACGAGCGUUUGA